Molecule: messenger RNA, 1668 nt
Organism: Mucor velutinosus
Lineage: Eukaryota; Fungi; Mucoromycota; Mucoromycetes; Mucorales; Mucoraceae
Exons: 8
Coding region: 1-1668 (555 amino acids)
Biological process (GO): protein insertion into mitochondrial inner membrane; protein import into mitochondrial matrix
Cellular component (GO): mitochondrial outer membrane
Molecular function (GO): transmembrane protein transporter activity; protein binding
Source: RefSeq, a predicted model, not a curated record
AUGUCCUCCAAACAAGUGCCAGAACCAUCAGCUCUUUACAAGUUUCUCGAUUCAAAAAGCUGGAAGUUUUAUGUGGCGGCAGUCGCUGGCAUCACACUUGCUGGAACAGGAGCUUUUCUCCUUUCAAAUCAGCAGCAUUCAGGCAUGAAGCAACGGUAUCAAGAUGAGCUGGUACCGGAUCUAACAGAUGAUAUGUAUGAAGCCAUGUCCGAGAAUGUCAUUGGAUUGCUGAGCGCUCAGCAACGUCUAACAGCAGCUACAUCCUUAAAAACCAGAGGCAAUCAAGCAUUCGCCGAGAAAAGAUACCCACAAGCCAUUCAACUGUACACCCAGGCGAUCCUCUUUGUAGCAGAUCCGGCUUUUUAUUCCAACCGAGCAGCUUGUUAUGCAAAUUUAGGCCAAGUUGAUCGGGUGAUAGCAGAUUGCAGUGAAGCGUUGCGGUUGAAUCCUACCUACAUUAAAGCAUUACAAAGAAGAGCAUUAGCGUACGAGCGUUUGGGUGAUGCUGAAAAUGCAUUGUUUGAUUUCACCAGCCUCUCGAUUCUUGAGGGCUUUACGAAUAAAUUUGCUCUGGAGCACACACACAAGCUUCUCAAGGCUAUCUCGGAAGAAAAAGCAAGCAACAUCAUCAAGACAAGAGCUUUUAGACUACCUUCUCCUGUAUAUAUAAACGCCUAUUUCGAUUCAUUCCGUCCAGAUAUACGCUGUAAUGAUCUACCCUAUACGGUGGAUGAAGACAGUGGUAAUGCAUAUUAUGUCAAAGCCAGGUCUGCAUUGGCCCAGAAAAAGUACUAUGAUGCGCUGGACUACAUCAAAUUGGCCGUUGAUUUAAAAUGCUCAAAUCAGGCAGCAGCACUCAACCUCAAAGGCACCCUGAUCUUCCUGGAGGGUCAAUCCGACGAAGCGCUGGAUGCAUUCAACAAGGCUCUUGAACUGGAUCCAAACUACAUUCAAGUCUAUAUCAAGAAAUCCAACGUCUACAUGGAAAAAGGCGAUUUGACAUUGGCAUUAUCGCAAAUGAAAAUUGCCAGCAAUUUAAGCCCAUUGGACCCUGACAUCUUCUAUCACUUGGGCCAAAUACAUUACAUCAGUGGACAUUACGGCCUAGCAUUGAAAGAUUACAUGGAGAGCAGUCGCUUGGAUCCAACAUUUGUGUAUGCGCAUAUUCAACUGGCCGUAGUCGAGCACAAAUUAGGCAACCAUUCAACAGCCGUGGACUUGUUUCAAAAGAUUUCAACACAGUUUCCUACGCACGCCGAAGUUUUCAAUUACUACGGAGAGGUUUUAAUCGAUCAAGGUAAUAUUCAAGGCGCCAUUGACAUGUUUAAUAAGGCCAUGGCACUGGAUCCAAGCCAUCCACUGCCGUUUAUCAACAAAGCCAUGAUUUUAUAUCAACAUUUGGACAAAUCAGAUGAGGCCAUUCAAUUAUGCAAAAGUGCGCUUGAUGCGGAUCCUGCUUGCGAUGCUGCAGUGGCUUCUUUGGCUCAAAUGCUGAUUGAACAAGACCGACCUUCCGAAGCAUUAGUGUACUACGAAAGGGCAAUCCCUCUUGCCAGAACGCAGCCUGAGCUAGAGCAUGCCAUUAGCUACGUGGAAGCGACUAAAGCACAAAUCAGAUUUGCAAAGGAAUAUCCAAAUGCAGCAGCUAAACUAAGGACAUUAAAGUAG